GCCCGGAGUGCGCCCUCUGCCCUCACGGGGACAGAGGGCCCCGCCGCCGUUAUGUUGCCGGCCAUCUACACCGCUCUGGCCGGACUGCUGCUCCUGCCGCUACUGGUGAACUUCUGCUGUCCCUACUUCUUCCAGGACAUGGGCUACUUCCUGCGGGUGGCCGGCGUGGCCCGGCGGGUGCGGGGUUACGCGCGGCGGCGGCCGGUGCGCACCCUCCUCUGGCUCUUCCAGGAGAGAGCGCGCCAGACCCCACACAAGCCUUUUCUGCUCUUCGGCGAUGAGACGCUCACCUACGCACAGGUGGACCGGCGCAGCAAUCAGGUGGCGCGGGCGCUGCACGACCAACUUGGCCUGCGCCAGGGGGACUGCGUGGCGGUCUUCAUGGGCAACGAACCAGCCUACGUAUGGCUGUGGCUGGGUCUGGCCAAGCUGGGCUGUGCCAUGGCGUGCCUCAACUACAACAUCCGCGCGAAGUCCCUGUUGCACUGCUUCCAGUGCUGCGGGGCGAAGGUGCUGCUGGCCUCGCCAGAACUACAAGCAGCUGUUGAAGAGGUUCUGCCCAGUCUGAAAAAAGAUGACGUGUCGAUCUAUUACGUGAGCAGGACCUCCAGUACGGAAGGGGUUGACUCUUUCCUGGACAAAGUGGACGAAGUGUCAACGGAAAACAUCCCACAGUCUUGGAGGUCUGAGGUCACUUUUACCACUCCGGCCUUAUACAUUUAUACAUCGGGAACCACAGGUGCUACUAUUGUUUUACGGUCCAAAUUUUCAGCCAGCCAGUUUUGGGAUGAUUGCAGAAAAUAUAAUGUGACUGUCAUUCAGUAUAUUGGUGAACUGCUUCGAUAUUUAUGCAACACACCCCAGAAGCCAAAUGACCGUGAUCAUAAAGUGAGAAUGGCGGUGGGAAAUGGCUUGCGAGGAGAUGUUUGGAAAGAAUUUCUCAGGAGAUUUGGGGACAUUCAUAUUUAUGAAUUAUAUGCUGCCACUGAAGGAAACAUUGGAUUUAUGAAUUAUACAAGAAAAGUUGGUGCCAUUGGAAGAGCGAACUACCUACAGAGAAAAGUCAUAUCUUAUGACCUGAUUAAGUACGAUGUGGAGAAAGACGAGCCGGUCCGAGAUGGAAAUGGAUACUGCAUCAAAGUUCCCAAAGGUGAAGUCGGACUUCUUAUUUGCAAAAUCACAAAUCUUACACCAUUUAGUGGCUAUGCUGGAGGAAAAAGUCAGACAGAGAAGAAGAAACUGAGAGAUGUCUUCCGGAAAGGAGACCUCUAUUUCAACAGUGGUGAUCUCCUAAUGAUUGACAAUGAAAACUUCAUCUACUUCCAUGACAGAGUUGGAGAUACAUUCAGGUGGAAAGGGGAAAAUGUGGCUACCACUGAAGUUGCUGACAUAGUGGGACUGGUUGAAUUUGUCCAAGAAGUGAAUGUCUAUGGAGUGCCUGUGCCAGGUCAUGAGGGUCGAAUUGGCAUGGCCUCCAUCAAGAUGAAGGAGAAUCACGAAUUUGAUGGAAAGAAACUCUUUAAGCAUAUUGCUGAGUACCUGCCUACUUACGCCAGACCCCGCUUCAUAAGAGUACAGGACACCAUUGAGAUCACAGGAACUUUCAAACAUCGCAAAGUAACCCUUGUGGAAGAAGGCUUUAACCCUGCAUCCGUCAAAGAUACCUUGUAUUUCUUGGAUGACCAAGCAAAAAUGUAUGUGCCUAUGACUGAGGACAUUUAUAACGCCAUAACUAAUAAGACUCUGAAACUCUGAACAUUCCCAGGAGUUCAACUGAAUAGUCUCAGAAGAAAGAUGAAUGGGCCUACUACAGUCACUUGAUAUAAUCCAAUUUAAAUUUGACAAUUGUUUUCUUAGGAAAUUAUGCCCACUUAAAACAGCAGGUUUUUUUAAUUAAAUGGAACCUUAGCAAGUGAAAAUAUUUAGAGAUAAUUAUUUUUCAAUUUGCAUCUACUGUUUGUUUUUGCCCACCAAGCUUGUUGGAAGGAGGGCAUUAUUUUUUUAAAUAUAUAAUAAAAUAGAUGAACACCAGUGUAUGAGCUGGCA
Elephantulus edwardii (Cape elephant shrew) is the source of this 2046-nucleotide messenger RNA. RefSeq names its product solute carrier family 27 (fatty acid transporter), member 2 (gene SLC27A2). Gene Ontology annotation, molecular function: long-chain fatty acid transmembrane transporter activity; fatty acid transmembrane transporter activity; pristanate-CoA ligase activity. Lineage: Eukaryota; Metazoa; Chordata; Mammalia; Macroscelidea; Macroscelididae. Gene Ontology annotation, biological process: very long-chain fatty acid catabolic process; bile acid biosynthetic process; long-chain fatty acid import into cell. Gene Ontology annotation, cellular component: endoplasmic reticulum; endoplasmic reticulum lumen; endoplasmic reticulum membrane. The coding region runs from base 52 to 1755 and encodes 567 amino acids. The record is from RefSeq and is a predicted model, not a curated record. The transcript has 9 exons.